Molecule: messenger RNA, 2871 nt
Organism: Cotesia glomerata
Lineage: Eukaryota; Metazoa; Arthropoda; Insecta; Hymenoptera; Braconidae
Gene: Chsy
Product: chondroitin sulfate synthase 1
Exons: 5
Coding region: 333-2801 (822 amino acids)
Cellular component (GO): Golgi cisterna membrane
Molecular function (GO): glucuronosyl-N-acetylgalactosaminyl-proteoglycan 4-beta-N-acetylgalactosaminyltransferase activity
Source: RefSeq, a predicted model, not a curated record
AAUAAUUUCCAAUGAUUAGUAUUUAAUAGUCUGGUAAUGUUUAAAAUUGACAGCAAUUUAAAUUUAAGAAGAAGAUAAGAAAUAAAUGGAUGUAAUGUAUGAUAAUAAAAGUUGGCUAAACAAAGGUUUAAUUAUAGAUAAAAAAUAAUGUUUUAUGUUUUAUUGGUGACGAUAAAAUUAUUAAGAGUAAAUAGUAAUAGUAAAAGUUGUUGUUGUUAUUUUUUUUGUAGUAGUAGGGAUGAUUGUGGUGAAGAAAUGGCGGGUAAUUGUUAUUGUUAUUGUUAUGGUAAUUAUUGUAAUAGUAAAUUGCCGAGGUGACGGAUAAUCCAGUGAUGAUUAGACAUCGUGGAUUAAAAAGUGCCAUUUACGGCCUUAUUUCAGGCAUUAUUAUUGGGCUGUUUAUGUUUAAUUACCAGCAUUUACAUCAAACGCAGUAUGAUAGUAAUAAUAAAAUUAUCAAGCAUUCUUUGCUGAUUAAUAAUAAAAAUAAAAAUAAUUUAAAUAGUAAUAAUAUUAAUGAAAAUGAUAAAGAGGCAUUUGGAAAUAAUUUUGAAAAUAUGACUGAAGAUAAAAAUGGUCUUGUAAUUGUUGGAGUAAUGACAGCCCAGAAAUAUUUAAAGACAAGAGCCAAGGCUGUUUGGGAGACUUGGGGCAGAGAAGUACCGGGGAAGAUCAUAUUCUUCUCCUCGGAAGAGUCGAAAGUACCCGAUAAUUGCCCGGACUUGCCGUUAGUGUCACUCCCGAAGGUGGACGACAGCUACCCGCCUCAGAAGAAAUCUUUUUUGAUGCUUAAAUAUAUGUGGGACAAUUACGGAAGCAAGUUCGAGUGGUUCAUCAGGGCGGAUGAUGACGUCUAUAUUAGGACAGACAGGCUCAAGAAAUUACUCAUGUCCGUGGACUCGGGCAAGCCGAUGUACAUUGGCCAGGCCGGGAGAGGAAAUUCGGAAGAAAUCGGACAGCUGGCGCUCAAAUAUGACGAGAACUUCUGCAUGGGGGGUCCCGGGGUCAUUAUGUCUAAAGAGACGAUGAAGAAAAUUGUUCCUCAUGUUAAGGACUGUCUUGGGAAUCUUUAUACCACGCAUGAGGAUGUCGAACUGGGACGCUGUGUUAAGAAGUACGCGGGGAUUCCCUGCACUUGGAGUUAUGAGAUGCAGUCGAUACUUUAUCACAAUAGUAGCGGAGAUCAAUCAUUCACUGGGAACCUGAAGAAACGUGAAGUACACCAAGCUAUUACGCUCCAUCCAAUCAAAAGUCCUCCGUACAUGUACCGGCUGCAUAAUUACAUGCGGGCUUUGAAAAUUCAAGAUUUGCAGCACGAGAGAAUUAAAUUGCACCGUGAUAUUUAUUCUAUGGCUGAAUUGCUUAGAGAAAAUGUUAGAGAAUUUAUCAGAAAGCCGAUUGCGGAAAAUGUUAAAUUGUUUCCGAACUCGGACAGAGAAAAUUAUUUUGGAGAUACGCUGAUGCUUGGAAUUCCAGCUGGCCUAAAGAGUUUCUCGCCAAAAUCACCAUCAGAGGUAAUCCCAUGGGACUUUAUCUCACGGUCAGAGUACAGUUUAACCGACUCAAAUCCGCGUCGGAGAAUCCACAGCGACGUAAAAGAGGGCUUGGAGGACAUAACGCGGGAAGUUAUGGCUUCAAUCAACUCAUGCUCGCGACAGCGGGGUCGAGUAGUAGAAGAACGGUCGAUGUUAUACGGAUACAGACGUGUGGAUGCCUACGGGGCUGACACUAUUCUCGACCUUCUGCUGGUCUAUCGAAAGUAUCGAGGGCGAAAGGUUACACUUCCCGUUAGAAGACAUGUUUACGUUCACCAGCACUUUACCGGAAUCGAAGCGAGGGAAGUAAUCGAGGACCAAGAAGACGGAGAUCAGACCCGGCAAAGAAAUUUCCCUAAUUUCUACUCGACCUUUCUGUUCAAUUUUCCCCCGAGCAAGCCAGAGGAAGAUCCGGUCGAAGACAAGACCGUUCACCUGGUGGUGCCUCUGUCCGGGAGAUUUAAAACCUUCAAGAGGUUCAUAAAAAAUUACGAGCAAGUUUGUUUGUCGACAAACGCCAAGACUGAACUAUUAGUUAUACUGUACCCGCACAAGCUCGAGGAUUCGGUCGACAGUACCUUCAAUUUGGUAGAUAGUAUUAAAUUAAAAUACAAAAAUGCAAAGAUUAAAAUUUUAUUAGAUAAGGAUAAUUUGUUUUCACGCGCUAAAGCGCUUGAUCUAGCGAUUAAACAUUUAAAUAAUAACGACCUGGUAUUUUUUAUUGACGUGGACGUCGCGUUUACUAACGAAGCGCUCCAACGGGUCAGAUUGAACACGGUUAUUAAUAAAAAAAUUUAUUUCCCGAUUGUCUUCAGCCAGUACGACCCUAAUUACGUUUAUUAUUUUGAUAAAUCAAAUCGUGAAAAGAAAAAAAAUCAGUUUGGAGAUCUGGCCAAUUUGAGCGAACCCAUGGGAUACUGGAGGCUCUUUGGCUUCGGAAUUGUUUCUCUGUAUAAAAGGGACUAUCUGAAAAUCGGCGGGUUCAAUUUGUCGAUCGAGGGUUGGGGCAAAGAAGACGUUGAUUUUUAUGAGAAAUCUGUCAGGUCUUACAUUACUGUAUUUCGCGCUCCAGACCCUAAUUUAGUUCACGUGUACCAUAAGGUUACGUGCGAUGAAAAAUUGUCUAGUACCCAAAAAACGAUGUGCAAGGGAUCCAGGUAUGAAACUUUGGCUAGCAAAGAUACGCUUAUGAAGAUUAUUUGCAAUGGGUCUGAUUAUUUGACCUUUUCCAAGAAAAGGAGUCGCAUUGUUAAACCAGGAAAUUGAUAAUUAGUUUUAAAAUAAAUUAGGGCUAAGAAUAGUAUUUUUCUUACCUAGGGCAGGAAAAUAAGAAAUG